This is a messenger RNA of Laccaria bicolor S238N-H82, 1419 nucleotides long. RefSeq lists its product as uncharacterized. The transcript has 3 exons. NCBI's taxonomy places the organism in Eukaryota, Fungi, Basidiomycota, Agaricomycetes, Agaricales, Hydnangiaceae. Bases 1 to 1419 code for a protein of 472 amino acids. The record is from RefSeq and is a predicted model, not a curated record.
AUGCAACCAUCUUGCUCCUUAAUUUACCACAAGUCUAUCCUAUUUCAUCGCCGCUUUGUUCUCAAGUACUCCACGAAGAGCGCCAGUGAUAAGCUUUUCGAAGAUGCAGCAAGAGAAGAAGCUGAAGCUGCCUCUAACUCAACGUCAUCUUCAACUCGCGUCGUAGAGCAACACGAAAACUGGAAUGGCGACGAGCGGAUCCAGGACACGGUGCUGCGCAUGCUGGUCGACAAAUACAAACCCCUCCGCACCGGAUCAAUUCAAUCUGCGGAACAAAAGUUGAAGAUUUCUCCUCCGCAGCUGCUAGGCGAUAUUCCCCUGACGGGCAUUAAUACUUUCCCCACUACCCCAAAUAUUAAUUUGAAACCGUCCGGUGGAUCGUGGGCUACUCAACCCCUGCUCCCGUCAAGUGAGGAUCACAAACCAUGGCAUACGACUUUCAAAGUCCCUUCUCAUAAGGUCUCGUCGGUGAAGUUAGCUAAUCUGCCUCCGCCUAUUCUUCCCACACGCACAAGUCCCCAAUUCUCUGUCGAUGACCAUGAAAGGAAGAAGGAAAAGGAAGAGUUCAAGAGGACACAACAAGCCGGGCGGUUGACCCAAGCUAGAGAGUCAACGCUGGACUACAAGCUCGGCGUAAAAGACGCCCGUGCGAACGCCCCGCGAACCAAUCCCGUUGGUUUGAAGGGAUGGACGAGUUUAGUCGAAGACAAGAUCCAGGCGAAUUUACCUCUUACUGGUCUAUUCAACACUGUCAAAGGACGCGGCAAACCUCUAACCCAAGCCGUUGAAGAAUUCAAUCCCUUCCUUCCUCGCGAAGAAUUCCUCAUGAACCGUAUAGUUCAAAGAAAUGGCGCAGCGCCCCCUUGGAUUGAAGUUCAAGGAGAGCUAGAGAACGCGGUCCAAACAUUCCGCGCAAACCUCCGCGAGUCCUGGGUCCGACGCACACUGCGUAACUUGACUACCUCGCACCCACAACAGCUCCUAUCAAAGCUUACCGCCAGCGACGUAAAAGCCCUUCGUGACCCAGAUUGGGUUCGGCGAGAACAGUCGUACCAUGACGUUGCAAUUGCAGAACUAAAUAAGCUAGUGCGGAAACACAAUGUAUUGGCACCUUAUGCCGUCCGCCGGCCGUACUAUGAGAGGGCAGUGGAGAUUGAGAAGAUGUACCAGAUGAGCGCGGAGGAUAUUUUGAAGGGGAUCGAAAAACACGGAAGGGAGUUGGAAAUGGACCAGUUUGGACAAGGUCAUGAUUCAGGACUAGGGGGUGAUGAUGACGGUGGUGGUGGUGGUGGCGGUGGUGGUGGGUCUUACAGUUCGCAAAUUCAAGGUUUGGAGGGGAAUGUAGCAAGGCGGUGGUGGCGGCUGGGUAAGCUGAUCCGACGAUGGCUUGAUAUGAUCUGGUGGAGGCCGGGAGGGUGA